Molecule: messenger RNA, 1361 nt
Organism: Uloborus diversus
Lineage: Eukaryota; Metazoa; Arthropoda; Arachnida; Araneae; Uloboridae
Gene: MESR6
Product: UPF0489 protein C5orf22 homolog
Exons: 6
Coding region: 393-899 (168 amino acids)
Source: RefSeq, a predicted model, not a curated record
GCGGGUCACUUCUCAAAUGUUGCAUGGAUAAAACCUCCUUGGGCUACACAGCUCGCAAAUGGACUGCACAGUUUUAAAAUUGGUGCUGAUAGACAUUCAAAACAAAUCAAACUCACCUGCACCGAGCCGUACUUUGUGAGUGAGCUGGCUUGGUGUCCAGAAGAAGAUUUAGAAAACUCCCUUCCUGUGCUGCUCGAAGUGUGCACCAUGGGAGAGCCCCUUCAAGGAGAAGGUGACUCAGCAGCGCUGGAUGCCCCAAGCAAUGCUGAGGUUCUCAGGUCCAGAUUUCAAGCAGAAGCUACAAAGUUGUCCUUACGUUCUAGACAUCGACCUGGACUUUUUAUUCCACUCGGAAUCCUUUCCUGAGUUUGUUCACAGACGAACAGUUCGGAAUGUUGCGAGAAUUGUACCACUACGAACACCCAGAACCUGUGACAAACGAGACUUUGAAGGAAGUGACUCGGAAGAGGCAAGAACAACUGUCCGAAUUAGAGUCUAUUUUCAAAAGCAUCAAAGACAACUCCAUCGUCUCUUCAUCUCCACGGUUGGAGGCCGCGCGGCGGCUGCUGGCCACUUUCCCCGGCGGCGUGCCGCCAGACCCGGGAUUACUCAAUGACGCCGGCUGCACGUGCGACGACUGCGAUCUGCCGCAUCACGUCUCCACGCCAGACCAGGUGCGCCAUCUAGUGGGAGAGACGAAAGAAUUCUUGAGCAAUCUACCGGUGCCUGCUCUUGUAACGAUAUCACGUUCAAGUCGUGAUGAUUAUUGCCCUCCAGAAGAUGUGAACUUCAUUCAGGAAUUGGUCUUGGAAAUGUUGAAGAAUCUUUAUGGUGCUCUUGAUAUAACCAUAGAUUACGAAGAAGAAGCUGUUGAACAAGGAACUUCAACUUCGACUUAAGCUUUUUCUGGAGAAAGUAUUCCAACUCGUUGCCAAUCAUUACUAACAACUUUAAUACGAAACUAAAUUUGUCCCGAAUUUUUCAAGACAUUUUACUACAUUUUUUAAACAAUACUAAAAAUAUUGACCGCUGUCUUACGUGUCUACCUAAACGUGAGAUUUUGUGUUUUCUUCAUUGUGUUCAAUUAUUUCUAGUAUUUUUUUUAAUGAUUUUCAGAGAUGUUUGUGUGAAUAUUUCUUAAAGAAUCAUAAAAUUGAUUCAUCACUCGUUAAUUUUUUCCGAGAUAUUUUUACAUCAUGCUGUUUCAAAGUAAAGCAAAUAAAUUUUGAUGUUUAAACUCCGUCAGUAGAAUUAAUUGCAUUUUAAUAUGUAGAGAAAUUAAUUGUUUGAAGUUUAACUAAAAACUGUGUUCAAUUUUUAGUUUGAUUUUUGACGCUUAAAUUUUAAUUUUGAACAAUAAA